GAAUAUGCUAAUCACUGUUGCCAAUUCCUCGUUUUUACCGCGUAAUCGGGUCACAUUAACAAUGUUGACUCGACCCAAAUAAAGUGAUUUUUUUUAUUUAGCGACUGUAAUGCGGAUUUUACACACACCCUUGUAUUUUAUCCAUCGGAACGCGACUCAUUUUUCCGUUUUAACGUUUUGGGCUCGUUUUCCUCAGCGCUUGGGCGGGUUUUAUUGUGAGAACCUGGCAACCCGAGUCUCUGACAGCUGUGUAACUGGAGUCCAGCCGCAGAUAACUUUGUGAGGAGCGGAGCCGUUAACUCUCUCAAAGCGACAGGAGUUUAUCAUGGAGACCACUGUUACUUCGUUAGAAACGGCUGUCGGUGUAGUUUAAGCUGAAGCGUGUAGAUGUGUCAUCGUUAAUGAUGUUCCGUGUGUUCUCGCUGGCGGCGGCGGAGCGCGGGAGACAGAAGCGGCUGCUCGAGCUUAGUCUGGCGGGGAUCUGUGAGCUCGAGCUGCUCAAGCGACGGCACGAGGCGAUGAUCACCGGCGCGCUCGCGCUGCACGCGCCCGAACCCGAACCCGAGGCGGAAAGAGCCGAGCGGCCGAGCGACGACACGAGCUCUCCGGACGGAGCGUGGAGUCUGAUCAACAUCCUGCAGCAUCAGGUGGGAGAACUGAAGAUGGACAGCAGAUCUACUGACCGCCGAGACCACACCAGUGAUGUGUUUGUGGGCCGUGAGCUGGGCACACGUUCUCUCCACAAGCCCUGUCUGCUGGAGGGUGUCCCUGAAGACGAGACGUGGAUCUGGCAUCCCAGCGAAGACGACUCCAGACAGGCGCAGCGCACAGAGGCGUACAUCCUCGGCCUGAUCCAGCGCCGCUCGCCUCCCUCUAGACCCACUAAACCCCGCACCAGCGUGACUGUGGUCAGACACACCAGCCCUAGCCACAAAGAUCCGCCGCACGUCCCAGACGAGAGACACGCGAGGGACGAGGCCUGCUCCGUCCUCUCUCCCAGACCGGCGCUAGCUGGGAUCCGCUCCAGCAGCAGCGAAGCCGAAUCUCUUCAGCACUUCCACCAGCCCAAGCGCUCGCCCUCAUCUGAGGAGCUAGUGAAUGCACAGUACAUCCCAGCACAAGCCGCCGUGCACCGGACACACCGGACCCACCGGACCCACGCCUCUCCAAAACCCACGUCCUCUCAGUCGAGAGCCGCAGCGAAGAAGUGCCGCUUCACAGAGAACAAGAUCGCGCCGAAGAAGCCCGGACGGAAAGCCUGUCGCGCUCCGUCCGAGAACAGCCUGCGAGAGUCCAAAUACAACACAGUGGAGCGGGACGCGGUGCGCAGCGCUCCUCCUAAAACACGCCGCGGCUCGGGUCACCGCCGCUGGCGCUCCACGCUAGAACUGAGUCAGGACGAAGCCGAGACGCCUCCUGAACAGCCAAUCAGACGCUCCCGUAGACCUGGCAUCUACACCCAUCUUCAUCAUCAGCUGCAGGACGCCGGAGACUCAGAGUCCAGUCUGACCGAGGCAGACUCCCCCGGCUCCAGAUCACUGUCCUGCGACUCUGACGAGAGCAGCCGAUUGGUCUGGCCUCAGCAGCUCCGCCCACAGCUGGCCCCGCCCUCUCCACCACACCCACCGCAGCCCAAAGCCUUCGUGAAGAUCAAAGCGUCGCACGCGCUCAAGAAGAAGAUCCUGAGGUUCAGGAGCGGAUCACUCAAAGUCAUGACCACCGUAUGAACGACACGAGCUCCAGCGGAGAGACAGAAGCGGAGGAUGGAGUAGAAAUUAGAGAACUAGAAUUUAAAUGGAACCAAAUUCAAAGACAUUUUGUAUUCCGUAUUUGAUGUUUAACAUGAAACGAAAGAGAAUUUCCCUCUGGUUUUCCUCCAAAAUAAAAGCUCUAUGGUUUAGGGUUUGAAAUCAAAGAAAAUAUUUUGAUUUUAAUUUUUAAAAAAUUAUUUAUAAAAUAAUAAUUAUUUUUAUUUAAUAUUAUUUUAUAUAAUAAAACAACCAUAAAUAUUAGUAAAUAAUAUCAUUAUUUGUACUCUCAUACAAUUAAUCGUAUACAACUGUUAUAUAAAAUAAUAUUAAUUAUUAUAUAAAUUCUAAAUUAUUACAUAAAUUUUUAGCUUAUUUUGUCCCCCAGAAUGACCUAAUUUACCCCAAAAUCUUCAGAUGGAGCUCAACACUAUGAAGCUCACUGGAUCUUUAUUUCUGGAGAUCUGGUCUGUUUGUGUGGGACUCUGUGUUGAUUUUCUUUGAAUUGCUCUUCCUGUCGUCCCAGCUGAGAUCGCUGUUGAACGUCCUGUGUGUUUUAACUCUGUACAGUGAUGUUCAUCAUGAGAUCGAGGUGAUUUAGUGUUUGCCCGACUGAGAGAAACUCAACACGGCUCUGCAGAUUCACUCUUAUUGUCUUCACACACAGCACCUGCACAGAUGAAGCCAGACCAAACACUUGUAAAUACAUGUAAAUGUUGCUUGUAUUUAUGAAUGUAAUCUUUGAAUAAACACCUGC
This is a messenger RNA of Carassius gibelio (silver crucian carp), 2505 nucleotides long. RefSeq names its product dapper homolog 3. The record is from RefSeq and is a predicted model, not a curated record. Bases 402 to 1727 code for a protein of 441 amino acids. NCBI's taxonomy places the organism in Eukaryota, Metazoa, Chordata, Actinopteri, Cypriniformes, Cyprinidae. Gene Ontology annotation, biological process: negative regulation of canonical Wnt signaling pathway. The transcript is spliced from 3 exons. Gene Ontology annotation, cellular component: cytoplasm.